AUGGAGUCCAUUUCAUCGACUCCCGUCGAGGUAGAAGCAGUCGCUGCCGACUCCACCUCGUACCAAGACGUUGCUGCUCUUCCCGCCAUCACCGAGAGCGAGCGGGUCGACGAUCUCGAUCCCAUCCCCACCUGCACCUCUACGCUCACAUACCGAAACGGCAUCUUUCUCGCUCCCAUGGUGCGCAUCGGCACUCUCCCUACUCGUCUCCUCUCGCUCGAGUACGGAGCAGACCUCGUGUGGGGUCCCGAGAUCGUCGAUCGUGCCAUCAUCGGGUGCGAACGCAAAGUCGACCCGCACACCGGCGUAGUCGAGUACCUCAAGGACCACAAACAGAUCUUCUCCUGCCACCCGAUCGAACGACCCUACCUCGUCUACCAGCUCGGAUCUUCCGAUCCGGACCUCGCCUUCCAGGCCAUCAGGACCAUCACGCAGGCGGACGAUGUCGCAGCAGUCGACCUCAACUGCGGCUGUCCCAAACCCUUCUCCACCCACGCCGGUAUGGGCGCAAAUAUGCUCUCCACCCCCAAACUCCUCUGCAACACCCUCAAGGCAAUGCGUCGUGCCGCCCCACCUUCCGUCGCCGUCACCUGCAAGAUCCGUCUCCUGCCCACGCAGAAGGCUACCCUCGAGCUCGUCGACAAGAUCGUCCGCACCGGCGCGAUCGAAUGCCUCACCGUCCACUGUCGUACCAAAGACAUGCGUCCUCGCGAACCCGCUCUGCUGCACAGGUUGCGGGAGAUCGUGGAUCACGUCAACUCGAUCGCGGAGAAGAUGGGAAGGGCGAUCCCCGUGGUGUGCAACGGUGACGUUUGGGACGCAGCCACCGCUCCCAAGAUCAAAGAGCUGACCGGCGUCACGUCGACCAUGAUCGCGAGAGGUGCAGAGGCCAACCCGUCCUGCUUCAGGGAGGAAGGUAACGUCAGCAUCCCGCAGGUGAUCGCUCCCAAAUGGGUCAAGUACUCGAUUGCGUUGAAGAACCCGAUCGGAAAUACAAAGUACUGCAUGUCGCAGUUGGCUUUCAAGCCCGCCGAGGCUGGCAACGUCAACGGUCUGUCGAAGAGGCAACUCGCCGCGCUCAGGAUGGGGAUCUCGCAAGCAAAAACCCACGAAGAACUGGCAAACGUGUUCGGCAUAGACGUCGAACAGGUCCGAUCGCAGAGUGUCGCCGAGGACAUCCUCAAGGAUCUCAGGGAAGCUUUGGACGCCAGGAUCAAACGACACAGCUCCGGGUUCGAUGGACAGCGCCUCGGAGCGGUGAUCAACAACGCUUCCCAAUCGUCCGACCAAGGCUCUGCCGGUGGACAGCAGACCAACGACGGCCACGCGAAAGGCGACAACCAGAAGAAGGCCACCUCCAACUCGCCGCAACCCGAAUGGAAGGAGAUCCUCGCCAACGGCAUCGGCGAGAACAUCAAGAACGAGAAGUCCAUCCUCUACUACGCCUUUUCCACCGUCGAGCAGCCCUCGUCCGUCCACGAUGCUGCCAAGCCCCACGUGCGAUACGUCGUCCACCGCGGGUUCGUCAACGAAAAACGUGACGGUGAAGCCGACGGCGGCAUCGCCCCUCAGAACCCAUCGUUCGGAUCCAGUCCGUGUCUCAUGACGACGACAGACGUUCGAACACCCAAGGUAGCGCAGUUGACUUCGCAGAGCAGUCUCCGUGCUUCCGGUCAGGACGGCAGUCGUGGCGGAGAGUGCGAGAUCGCCUGGUGGAUCGAAUCCACCCAGAUGCAGUUCCGCAUCUCCGGCACUGUGCAUGUGUUGCCGACCAAAGAUCAUCCGCUACGAUCCUUGUUCCCCUUCGAACGUCUUUCGCCCCCGCGAGCACCUGAUGCCAUGGACCAAGACGCGGAGUCGUUCGACUGGGACGGCGAAAGGACGAGGAUCUUCAACAAGCUCAACCCCGGUCUGCUGGCGUCCUUCUGCCGCCCUACACCAGGCACACCUCAUCCCAAUUCCCAACAGCUCGAUUCGGCCAAACCCAAGGACGAUACCAGCUCACCCUGGCCUCUAGAGCUACCCCAACCAGGAAAGGAGGAGAACGACGAGCAAAAGAAGCAGCUCGAACAGAGCGAGAAGAACUUUGCCCUCGUCGUCGUCGAACCGUACAAGGUGGAUUUGGUCAAUUUGGCCGAUGAUACCAGGACGAUCUACGAGCUGGUGGAAGGCGAGAAUGCUGCUACGGGAACCUGGACGAGUCGUAGGGUGGUGCCGUAG
Molecule: messenger RNA, 2220 nt
Organism: Pseudozyma hubeiensis SY62
Lineage: Eukaryota; Fungi; Basidiomycota; Ustilaginomycetes; Ustilaginales; Ustilaginaceae
Product: potential tRNA dihydrouridine synthase
Exons: 1
Coding region: 1-2220 (739 amino acids)
Biological process (GO): tRNA dihydrouridine synthesis
Cellular component (GO): cytoplasm
Molecular function (GO): tRNA dihydrouridine synthase activity; flavin adenine dinucleotide binding; FMN binding
Source: RefSeq, a predicted model, not a curated record